AUGCGCGCUGCCCGAGAAAUCCAGGCGCAGCGCGCCGAGACGGCCGAGACCGCCGAGGUCCUCGUCCAGCUCGACUCCAUCGGAGGCCGCGACACGGCAGCACUCGCACAGCUCGAGCGCGCGGGCGCGCGGCUCCUCGCGAGUGGGAGCCUCACUACAACUCUCCAGACCUACCUCAAGAAGCAGCAGGGCCUCGUCCAGCAGGAGCUCGCGACGCGCCGCGUGCUGGCGCGCCUCGCCGGCGAGGAGCCCGAGCCGACGCCUGCUCCGGAACCCGCGGCGGUCGCGCCGGCCGAAAAGGCGGCCUUCGCCGGCCCGCUGCCGCUGCCAUCGCAGCGGCGGCCACGCGCGGCGUCGCCCGCUCCCGAGGCCGCGGCGGACGAGGCCCACCGAGAAGAGCGCGGGACCGAGGGCCGGCGCGGCGAGACCAGCGACGGCGCGGCGCCGAACCCAGCGGCGCCCGCGAGCGAAGCCAGCGACGGCGACGAGGCGGCAGAACCAGAAAUGUUCGCGAGCGCGACCACUGGCACCGCGUCGCCCACGAGGCGCCGAAUGAACAAACCCCAGCAGCGACCCGGCGCGCGCGCGCGCGUGUCGUCGCGGCGCGCGACCGCGGACGCGACGCCGAACGCCGCCGAGUACGCCCACUGGGGCGCCACGGCGGUCGUCGCGGGCGGCGCGGGCGGCAUCUUCGCGCGGCACCGCGCGCGCAAGAAGCCGGUCGUCGAGUCGGAGGAGGCCGCGCGCGAGCGGCGGCGCAAGGAGCGCCGCGCGGCGGCCGCGGCGCGCCUCGAGCAGGCGCGCGCGCGGCGCGACGCGCAACGGAAGCUGCGGAGGCGGCGGCCGAAGAAGCCCGCGGCGUCGUCCGAGUCCGAGUCCGUGUCGGGCGGCGACUCGGACGACGACGACGAGCCGGCGGCGGCGGCGCCCGCCGCCGCGUCGCCCCCGCGGGGCCCGCGGCGGCUCGUCGUCGACGCGGCGACGGGCCUGGUCGUGGCCGAGGUGGCCCCUGCGCCGGCGCCGGUCGCCGCCGCGCCGCCGGAAGCGGGGCCCGAGCCGCCGGCCGCCGCCGCGCCGGCCGCCGCGCCGGCCGCGGCGCCGCCGACCUUCGCGAUGCGAUUCGCGCGACGCACGGCGGCGGGCGCGGUGCCGUCGCCGCGGCGGAGGGUGGAGUCGCCGCGGCGACCGGCGCCGGACGAGGACGACGGCGCGGCACCGUCGCCGCGUCGGCCCGAGGCGCCGGACUCGCCGCCGGAACGGCAGCGCGAGGCGCCGGCGUCGCCGCGCCAGCUCGCGGCGGCGCUGCCGACGCCGGAGCUCCGCGUCGAGCUGCGGUCCCGCGACGACGGCGUGGCCGUGCGGCUCCGGACCGACGGCCACCGCGCCGCCGCCGCCGCGAGCGACGACGACGCGCCGGCGCGGCAAGCGCAGCGGCGGUGGCAGGGGGCCGGUGCCGCGGCGCCCGCGGAGCCUACCGCGGCCGACACAGACACGGUCCGGCCCGACGCGCUGGCGGCCGAGGGGCCCGCGCCGCGCGGCGCGGCGGACACGCGCAAGCGCGUGCCGACGUCGGAUGGCGCGCCGGCCGAGCCGGUCGUCGAGUGCGCGACGCAAGCUGCGGAGGCCGACGCGGGGGCCGGUCGCGACGCGAGCCGCCCGCCGGCCGCCGAGCCGCGCGCCGGCGCCGACGCCGCCUCGUCGUCCGACGACGACGCGAGCUCCGGCGGUGCGGCCGCGGCGCCGGUGCCGCAGGAUUCCCGCGACGACGCAUCGACCGCGUCGUCGUCGCCGCGGCCGCCGUCGGCCGGGCGCACGGCGACGGCCGCGCCCGGGCCGCGGUCGGAGUCGGACUCGGACGCCGACAUGCUCGUGCCGACGCCCCGCGAGGAGCCGCCGCGCCCUACGCAACGACGCGCCGCCAUCUCCCUCUCCGCGGCGGACGCCGCGGCGGUCGCCGCGGCGGUCGCGGCCGACACCGUCGCGGACGCCGACGGCUUCGUGGGGCGCCUGCGGGGCGGGAAGGCGAGGUCGCCGGUGGAAGCGCCGUUGCCGGCGCGAGAUGAGCCGACGCCGCCGGCGCGCGAGGAGCCACCGGAACUGGAGCCACCAACACUAAAAGACGAGCCACCGCGCCCGCCGCCGCCGCCGGCCGGCGACCUCGAAGCGAAAGGCGAAUUGUGCCUCAGGGCCCACCCGGACCUCGCCUCGCUCUUCUCCAAGUGGGCCGUCCUCCGGGGCCAGACGCGAACGAGGCCGAACCCGACGGACGUCCGGCUCCACAUGAACCGCCAGUGGAAGUUAUAUACGAAUUAUAGGGAGGUCAUGGACGACUACGGCGAGGUCUUCAUGUCAGAUAGAGACGGGUCGAGCGAAGUUUAUCAAGGGAGCCCGUCUACUCUCCAUUUCCGAGUCAACAGCUCGCGGCCGGAGGUGUUCGACAUCGUGACCACUGUACUCUCAGAUAUGCAUAAUUGGGUCGAGCUCCCCGCAGACCUAGGAUUGAAGACGACGUGGAACUUGUUGUGGACGUGGUCGCGGCCGCGCGUCGACUACGACCGGCUUCUGUCGUGGCAGCGCGUGAACCACUACCCGCACGCGCGGCACCUGACGCGCAAGGACCUGUUGGCUCGAGCCAUCCAGCGCUUCCAGGGGUUGUGUGAGAGAGGCAAGUACGACGGGUAUUUUGAUAUCACCCCGGAGACGUUCCUGCUGCCCCAGGACUACGCGAAGCUCGUGCAGGCGUUCCGGAGGAAGAUGGGUGAACGGAACCUGUGGAUCCUGAAGCCCGCGUCGUCGUCGCGGGGGCGCGGGAUCACGGUCGUGGAUUCGCUGGAAGAUAUCACCUAUGAUCAGUUGGUCGUGGCGCAGUCGUACAUUCCAAAGCCCAUGUGCCUCGGGGGCCACAAGUUCGAUCUGCGACUGUAUGUUUUGGUCACAUCGUUCAACCCGCUCGAGGCGUGGUUGUAUGACGAGGGGUUUGCGCGGGUCGCGACGCGGCCCUUCAGUAGCGAUGACGUCUCGGACAAGUUCGUGCACCUGACGAACGCCUCGAUCCAGCGCCACAACGCGACGACGCAUGAAUUGUAUGGACCCCUCGUCGGCGCGGCGGAGGACGAGGCGGCCGGCACGAAAUGUACCUUACAAUAUCUGUGGAAGCAACUCGCGAAGGACCGCGACGUCGUUAAAAUCAGGGAGGAUAUCGAUGGGCUCAUUCUCAAGUCGCUGGUCUGCGCCGAGGACCGGAUCCCGCACCAGGCCUGCGCCUUCGAACUGUUUGGCUACGACGUGCUGCUCGACGAGGACGCGCGGCCCUGGCUUUUGGAAGUUAACGCGUCGCCGUCCAUGGCGCGCGACACGCCCCUGGACAAGCGCGUCAAGGAGAGUUUGAUAAGGGACACCGUCCGACUGGUCGACCCGAAGCCGUACGAUCGCGGCGCGGUCGCGGACAUUUUCGACCGGCGCCUCGCGGCGACACAGCAGGCGCCCCUCGCGCGCGACCUCGGCGCGCUCUUACCGGCGGGGCCGCCGCGAGUUAUUGGAGACGCCCCCGCGGCGCCGGGCGCGUACCGGCGCCUCGCGCCGUCGGCUCGCCACGACGCCGUGCGCCGCGUGAAGCGGGCCGUCUGCCGUAGUGGUUAA
This is a messenger RNA of Pelagomonas calceolata, 3639 nucleotides long. Lineage: Eukaryota; Pelagophyceae; Pelagomonadales; Pelagomonadaceae. The record is from the annotation of a GenBank genome assembly.